Prosopis cineraria is the source of this 1849-nucleotide messenger RNA. RefSeq lists its product as uncharacterized. Gene Ontology annotation, molecular function: transcription coactivator activity. Gene Ontology annotation, cellular component: SAGA complex. Gene Ontology annotation, biological process: regulation of transcription by RNA polymerase II. NCBI's taxonomy places the organism in Eukaryota, Viridiplantae, Streptophyta, Magnoliopsida, Fabales, Fabaceae. The transcript is spliced from 2 exons. The record is from RefSeq and is a predicted model, not a curated record. The coding region runs from base 359 to 1393 and encodes 344 amino acids.
CUUGGUUUUAAUUUGCUUUUUGUGAGAUACAUGAAAUCUGCGCAUGUUGUAAAAGCCCAGAGCGCUUUUCGUCUUUAGUCUGCGUUUGGUCUUCGUUCCUAUUGCGUUGAACCGCGAACUGCAAAAUUCGCCGAUACAGCAAUCGGAGGCAAAACCUUCAAGCUAGAUCUUCUUAGCCUACCGGAAUUCGGGAUCACGUCACUUUUGUACAAGUCUCACCUUCGACAUCGCUUCAUUAAGGCAUUGCCUGGGAAUUAGGGUUUAAAGAAACUUACGUUUAUGAUCACCUUGGUUUCGUUAAAGUAUUGCGGACGAUGAUUUGAAUGCUGAUUCGUUUAUUGCAAGAAAUUUGGGUAAAAUGACGGUACCCAGUCGAAGCUUCACUCGAAUUGACACUUUGGAGCUGAAAGCUUUGAUUGUUCGGAAGAUUGGGCAUCAGAGAGCUGUGAAAUACAUGGAACAGCUUAAAAGAUUUAUCUGUUUAAAGAUUAGCAAGUCUGAGUUUAAUAGGUGCUGCAUCAAGACAAUAGGGAGGGAGAAUAUGCCUCUUCACAACCAACUUAUGAGGGCAUUGCUCAAGAAUGCUCGUCUGGCUAAAGCCCCGCCUCCAAGAGCUGCUUGUAAAGUAGGAAGUCCUCUCAGUGUAAAAGUUUUGAAUGGGGGUUCAUUGUCACCUUCCCUCCAGAGAAGUGGAUCUUCAGUAGGCCGGGAUGGCAAGUUUAAGGACUGGCAAAGUCCAUUGCGACCAGUGGGCAAACCUCAAAGCGUAACGUCUUUAGAAUUGAUAUCCAAGGCACUGGAGCAGCAGAGUGCAACCGAAUUGCAUUCCCUUGGGAGUAGACCACCUGUUUCUGUUGAAGAUGGCGAGGAGGUUGAACAGAUGACUGGAAGCCCCAGUAUCCAAAGUAGGAGCCCAGUUACAGCGCCUCUUGGUAUAUCCAUGAACUUUGGUUGUGGUCGAAAACUUCUAUCAAAUGCAUCAGCAAGUCGUAAAUAUUAUUUAGAGACCUGUCAAAGCAGUGGAGAGCUACCUGAUACUAGUUCUUUGAGGAGGCGAUUGGAGUGGAAGUUAGAAAAGGAGGAUUUAUCUGUAACUGUGGACUGUGUAAAUCUGUUGAAUAAUUCCCUAGAUUCAUAUUUGAAGAGGCUGAUUGAGUCCUCUUUCAGUUUAGCUGCGUCAAGAUGUGGUAGUGAGCGCUUAAGACAACCAAAUAGUCAGUCAGUGCCUGGUUCAAUUGCAUCACUACCUGGAAGAUAUAUGCAAACAGUAACAACUUCUUCUUGUACAUCUCUUCUAGAUUUUCGUCUUGCAAUGGAAUUGAAUCCCCAAAUUCUUGGACCUGAUUGGCCCAUACAGCUUGAAAAGAUCUGUGUAAGUGCUUCUGAAGAAUGAAGCUUGUACUUUCAGCUGAUUAGAAUUCAACUGGAAUCAAAGGGAAUCAAAGGGCAGAAGUUGCGGAUGAGGGAUUAAUUUGUUGAUUGAAGUCGUGUGUUGAUAAUUUCUUGCUUCAGCUGACAUGAUUAUUGAUUUCCAUCAUAUCCUGAAGUCACGUCGGUUGCCAAAACAGAAUAAGGAGCAUCUGGGAUUCUAGGUGUAAGUUGGUUAGAUUACACAAAAGAUAUAGAGAUUGAUGGUCGUUAGGGAGUGGGACAUGUUUAUACCAAAGUGUGUGAACCUCUGGGUAGGAUUGAAAGCUUCAUUGUUUCAAGAGUUCAACAUUGAUUGUUGAUGAUAGCCAGUUCUUGUCACUCUUAUUUUGACUUUUCGACUAAUUGUUGUAGACUAGGCUUGAAUGUAGUUUCUGGGUCCCUCUUGUUUUAUAUAAUACAAGUUUCUCCUUAGUCCUAA